Messenger RNA from Amborella trichopoda, 1071 nucleotides. Lineage: Eukaryota; Viridiplantae; Streptophyta; Magnoliopsida; Amborellales; Amborellaceae. The record is from RefSeq and is a predicted model, not a curated record.
AAAGAUGGCCUUUUUACAUGCAGGAAAUCCUGAAACGUGGGAUCAAAGUUGCAGUUGCCGGAAUUCCUAAGACUAUUGAUAAUGAUAUUCCGGUUAUUGACAAGUCUUUUGGUUUUGACACUGCUGUUGAAGAAGCUCAGCGUGCCAUUAAUGCAGCACAUGUUGAAGCCGAAAGUGUUGAGAAUGGUGUUGGGGUCGUGAAGCUUAUGGGUCGUUAUAGCGGGUUCAUUGCAAUGUAUGCUACCCUUGCCAGCCGAGAUGUGGAUUGUUGUUUGAUUCCAGAAUCACCCUUCUAUCUAGAAGGAGAAGGCGGACUCUUUGAAUAUAUUGGAAAGAGGUUGAAAGAGAAUGGACACAUGGUGAUUGUUGUGGCUGAAGGUGCUGGACAAGAGCUUGUCGCAGAAAGCAUUCGGGAAAUGGGAAAGCAAGAUGCAUCAGGAAACCGGCUGCUACUUGAUGUUGGACUAUGGUUAUCUGAAAAGAUCAAGGAUCAUUUUACACGGAAGAUGGUGAUAAAUCUCAAGUACAUAGAUCCAACUUAUAUGAUUCGUGCUAUUCCAAGUAAUGCAUCAGAUAAUGUGUAUUGCACCCUGCUGGCUCACAGCGCUGUGCAUGGUGCUAUGGCUGGAUACACUGGUUUUACUGUUGGGCCUGUUAAUGGAAGACAUGCAUAUAUACCUUUCUACCGCGUAACUGAGACACAAAACAAGGUGGUGAUAACAGAUCGAAUGUGGGCACGGCUGCUUUCCUCUACAAACCAACCGAGCUUCUUGACCUCCAAAGACCACGCCUCGACUCCAUUGUUAGAAGAUACACAUGAUGUGCAUGGUGAGGUCAUUGAAGAAGCAGUUUGUGGUAACAAUUCACAGUAAGCGGGCGACAUGAUGAUCCCUUUGUCAUAAUAAAUCGUUUUCUUCAUGUAUGAUAGGUCAUAGUUUUUCCUUCUUUCAUCCUUCUUUUUAAACUUUCAACCCUGUGGGCUCUCUCCUCGUGUAUUUAUUUUGCUGAAAUUUGGGUUUCCCUGAUGUAUUUUUCUCUCUCUCUCCUGAAUGUCAAGGGUGAGUUUUCAUU